CUACAUGAAUCUUAAGCUCAUUUCCAACAUGUAGUAGGAAUUUCCCUCCUGGUUGACAUGCGAAUACAUCCAACAAUACAAAUUCAAAGCUAAAGCCCAACAAAAGAGAGCGCAAGACGCACAAUGCACAGCCCAAAAGAGGACUGCGGGUAUGGGCUGGAUAAGCAUCAAAAAGUAGGCCCUGUCCCUCUAAGGAAACAGAACUUUUAUCUGUUAAGUCGUAGAGAGUUCAGACUGGGGCAAUUGAAUUGCAAGGGCACAAUGUACUCACAACCAGUACUUGGACCAGUACAGGCUCGAACUUUUGUGAAUGAGACUGGACCCAAGUUUUGCUUCACCGUGAUCACUGCCUUAAUAGUCAGAAAAAUCAAUGUGGGGUGCAAAAUAUCUGCUGAGGAAGAAUUUGAUGAAGGACCAAGCAAUUGUGAGAAAUAUGAUUUAGAGUUCAAAUAUUUGGGAGGUUUUGGAGCACCUACGAAGAACAGUUCUGGUUAGCUGGUGUUCAUAACAGCAAGGGAGCCCUAUCCCAGGUUGUCCAAAACCUCUCACUUAGCUUUUGUCUGUUUGUAUGCAUUUGCAAAAUACCUGGUGAACAAAUGCUGAGAGAGUAUAAGAUAAUCUUUCAUUUUAUUGUAUUGCCAAAGUGAUAUAUUUAAAGUCUUACAGAGUCCAUAUGAUCAAUGAACUUCCCCAUGUGUUCGGUCUCUUAAAUAAAGAAUUUUCUAAACUUAGAUCUACUUUGUAAAUGUGAGAUAUCUAAUGAGGAGUUUGUAACAGCUAGACCCAGUGUUCCCUUCUUUCCCUCUCUCCAUCUCUCUUUAAUUGCUUUGAUGUUAAGAUACAUAUAGAAUGAUUUAAGUGUAUUCUUCAAGAAUGUGUGUAAUUGAUUCUACUGAGUUCGCGACCUCAUUUUAAAUACCAUGCAUUGAGUUGAUAAGUUACAUAAGGCAAAA
Lycium barbarum (goji berry) is the source of this 953-nucleotide messenger RNA. RefSeq lists its product as uncharacterized. The record is from RefSeq and is a predicted model, not a curated record. Bases 124 to 495 code for a protein of 123 amino acids. The transcript has 3 exons. Lineage: Eukaryota; Viridiplantae; Streptophyta; Magnoliopsida; Solanales; Solanaceae.